UAUGUCAUCCGUAUUUUGCGGAUCCAUGCUGUAGAAAUGCUAGGCCCAGCCUACUUUGCCCAUUAGCUGAGCACAUGUGCAGGUGCUGAAACCGGCCCCGACUCAUCUGCCUUGGCUGAGAAGACAGAAUGGAUGUUGAGAGGCUGAUUUUACUCAUUGAAGAGCGUCCCCAGCUAUUCCUAUCAUGAGCGGCUUACUAAGGAGCGGGCAUGGGAGGAGGUCACUUGUGAGAUGCUGGCCAGAGAGUGGGAGAGGAAGGGGAAUUCUUCCAAACGGCGGAAAUUAGUGCAACGAGUGAAGACCCGCUGGCAAUCAUGCCAAGACCAGUUUAGGUGGGAACUGGUCAUGUCACAGGGACACAGUGGUGGUGGGGUUAGAGAGAAGCCCUAUCUCUACACGAAACAUCUUCAGUUUUUGCGACCUGUGCUGGGUCUUAGGCCCACCGUUGACAGCCUGGAGGAACAAGGGGGUAAUGCGAGCAGCUCUACCAAGGAAGAGCAAGCUGCUGGUCCCCUGGAAUCCCCUCGUCCUGUGGUGGAAGAUGCAGAAAGUGUGGAGCACCUGGUUCGUUCUGAGAGUCAGGAGGAGUCAUCAGCUUUGGAGGGAGCUGCUGAUAUUCCACCCAGCCCAGAAAGACCCAGGAGACAGCCACGACGGAGAAGGGGGGCUCGAGACAAUCCUUUUUCUGCCUCAAAUACUCAAGCCCUGAUUGAUACUCAGUAUUUGAGCCAGAGAAGGAAUGAAGAGAAGGAGGAGAGAAUGUUAAGUGGGCUAGCUCACCUUAUACAAAAAAUUUUGCUUCAAAAAAGCGCAUUUUUGUGUCCAUUAUGGCUUCCAUUGCCACAAUAAUGGA
Molecule: messenger RNA, 853 nt
Organism: Bufo bufo (common toad)
Lineage: Eukaryota; Metazoa; Chordata; Amphibia; Anura; Bufonidae
Exons: 3
Coding region: 232-849 (205 amino acids)
Source: RefSeq, a predicted model, not a curated record